AUGUGGGCACGCAAGGCCGGCGUUCCCCCGCACUGGGCCUCUCGUGUGAAAGUGGUUGCUCUGAGCAUUUUCACCGCGAGCAUCGGGAUUGCCAUGUUCAAUUUCAUGAUGAAUUUGAGCAUUGGCCAGUUGGACCUCGCCAGCCCUCGCAACGAGGGCUACGAUGCAGUCCAGUGCUUUGUGGCCACAGGAUACAGGUGGCAAACUGACAAGAAAAUGUCGCAUUUUCUGUUGAAGAUGGAGCACAAACACAAUGAGCACGAGAUCGUCAACGUCUUGGAAUGUCACGUAGAGGACAUGCUGAACGCAACUUGCAGUAGCGUUCAGGUUCCAGUGUCCAGCAUCAAUGGGCACAUGCUCCCCAUAGCUGGCCGUAUCGACUGGCUCCGCUGGUGGGCUAAGGUCUUUUUAGUAUUGUCGCUGCUGCUGCUACUGGGCAUUACUACCCAUGACCUGGCACUUCUUAGUGUUGCCAAGCGAGAGGAAAUCAUGGAUUUCCGAAGCCUGCGCUGGCAGUUUCCUAUCCUGCGGCGGUCCUUUUCGCUGCUGACCGGCCUUGGUGUUUGCAAACGCAUCCUGCGGCGGCGUGGCCUGGGGCGUGGGGCAGUGCUGCUGUCGCGCCUGGGCAUACCAUUUCUGGUGGUUUGGAAUCUCGGACUGGCCGUCUUCGUGCUGAGCCCUCUUUGCGUCGCACUGUUCUUGACGCACCCCAUUCGCCUCUCAAGGGCUGCAGUCUUUGUACAAAGCAUCGUUUGCGCCGUGUACAGCUUGGCAUUCUUGGUGCAGCUCAUGGUGUGGACAUUUCAUCGACACUGGCGGCCAUGGUAUGCACUCACCUGGCUGGUCCGUGGAACGGUCGUCUCGGAUCACCGGGUCCCUGGCAAGGUGGAUUGCCUCUGCGGCUGUGAGUAUUCGGUCAGCAACCAUGCACUUUUCCAGUUGAUCGUGAUUUCCAUCACUGGAUUGGUUAAGUCGCUUAUGGUGGCAUUUCGCUGCAUUAAAGGAUUGCGCCAAUCGCAGUGGGCCAACCUCAUCACUGUGUUAUUUAGCGUGCCAAUCAACGUGUAUCCGGUCACCUGGUCCUCCUUAGAUGCAGAGUUGCCGGAGACUUGCGAUGCCGACACCGAGACCCAGGGGGAAAGGGCCUUCGAUCCUUUCGUGCUUAUGGACGAGCAGGUCAAUAGCAAGACUUUGCGCUUGCAGUUAGCAGCCUUGCAAUGGUGUGCUAGUCCGCGUGCUGGAGAUGUGACUCCCCGAGAAGCAGAUGCCAUCGGCUGCUGUGGCUUUCCAUAUGCACGCAAGCGUGUGCCGGAGCUUGAGAAGACUCCUUCGACGCCAAUGAUCGAUUGA
Durusdinium trenchii is the source of this 1350-nucleotide messenger RNA. Lineage: Eukaryota; Dinophyceae; Suessiales; Symbiodiniaceae. The record is from the annotation of a GenBank genome assembly.